Tachysurus fulvidraco (yellow catfish) is the source of this 1880-nucleotide messenger RNA. RefSeq names its product tropomyosin 4a (gene tpm4a). Gene Ontology annotation, molecular function: actin filament binding. NCBI's taxonomy places the organism in Eukaryota, Metazoa, Chordata, Actinopteri, Siluriformes, Bagridae. The record is from RefSeq and is a predicted model, not a curated record. The coding region runs from base 194 to 1048 and encodes 284 amino acids. The transcript has 9 exons. Gene Ontology annotation, biological process: actin filament organization; muscle contraction. Gene Ontology annotation, cellular component: actin filament.
CUGAUAUGCAGUACGGGAGCUUGAAAAGGGAGGGGGCUUAACAUUGGGUCUGGUAAGAUUUAGGACGGCAAGAUCAGGCAUUGUGGUCUGCUCCAGCACUGAGUCUGCAGCUAACCUCCUUGCUGUAUGUACCUGAGGAUCUGAUUUGACUUUUUAAUUUAUCCCUGAACUUAGUUGAACUCAGAUCACCAUCAUGGAGGCCAUCAAGAAGAAGAUGCAGAUGCUGAAAUUGGACAAGGAGAAUGCCAUCGAUAGGGCGGAGCAAGCUGAGACCGAACAGAAAGCUGCUGAGGAGAAGUGUAAGCAGUUGGAUGAUGAGCUGAUUAGCCUGCAGAAAAAGCUGAAGCAGACUGAAGAUGAACUGGACAAGUAUUCUGAGGCCUUAAAGGAUGCCCAGGACAAACUGGAACUUUCUGAGAAGAAAGCUGCUGAUGCUGAAGCCGAUGUGGCAGCCCUGAACCGCAGGAUCCAGCUGGUGGAGGAGGAGUUGGACCGGGCACAGGAAAGGCUAGGCACGGCGCUGCAGAAACUGGAGGAGGCUGAGAAAGCAGCAGAUGAGAGCGAGAGAGGCAUGAAGGUGAUUGAGAACCGUGCAAUGAAGGACGAGGAGAAGAUGGAGAUACAGGAGAUGCAGCUAAAGGAAGCCAAGCACAUUGCUGAGGAGGCCGACCGAAAAUAUGAAGAGGUGGCUCGUAAACUUGUGAUUCUUGAAGGUGAGCUGGAACGAGCUGAAGAGAGAGCCGAGAUGUCUGAAUGCAAAGUCGGUGAUCUAGAGGAGGAGCUAAAGAAUGUAACCAACAACCUCAAGUCCUUAGAAGCUCAGGCAGAGAAAUACUCAGAAAAAGAAGACAAGUAUGAGGAGGAGAUUAAGGUCCUCAGUGACAAACUGAAGGAGGCUGAGACCCGAGCCGAGUUUGCAGAGAGAUCAGUGGCUAAACUGGAAAAAUCCAUUGAUGACCUAGAAGACGAGUUGUAUGCACAGAAGCUGAAAUACAAGGCCAUCUCGGAGGAGUUGGACCAUGCCCUCAAUGAUAUGACCUCUAUGUAGCUGCUGCUUUUUCUUCUCUCUCUCUCUCUCUCUCUCUCUCUCUCUCUCUCUCUCUCUCUCUCUCUCUCUCUCUCUCUCUGCUCUGUGGCUGACUGAAAUAUCUUACACACUGUCUGCUGUUUUACUAUGCGAAGUCAAAUAAAAGCUCUCUUUUCCUAUUUCCCACAAUGCUUUCUUUCAUGCUUUCAUUCAUUAUUGUUUUUUUUAGUAAUAUAAUUAUUAGACCAGACAGACAGGCACACAUACACACACACACACACACACACACACACACACACACACACACACACACACACGCACCUACUGUACAUAUGUCUUAUGCUAUUACACAUUAAUUACAUAUUUAAAUUUACUCUUGUAUUACAUUAUUUUAUGAGAUCAUAAAAUUUAUUGAAAAAUUACCAGUUUUGUUGUAUGUGUUGAAAGUCAACAGGUGAGGUAAAGUUUAUAUUUCACACCCUCUGCGUGUUUACAUACAAUUCACACCCUCUGCGUGUCUUCCCUCUUACACAUAAAUGUGUGUUUAUUGUUUCCGUAGCAUGAGCUAAAUCUACGUGCAUGUUGGUUUAUCACAAAUGAACCUACACUUAGUGCAUGCAUGUACUGUAUAUCCUGCAGCUGCAGAGGCACACUGAAUCAGAAAAGGACUAACAGAAACAGAAAAAGGGAAAACCACCUCUUCUCAAGUGCAGUAUGCAUUGACCAAACAAUUCCAAGCACUCAUUUUGCUUUUUAUCUUAUCUUUUUGUAGAAAAAUUAGCAAGUGCCAAAGAAGAAAACCUCGGAAUGCAUCAAGUUCUGGAUCAGACACUGCAGGAGUUGAACAGCAUAU